UUUAACUGAGCAACCAGCAACUCCACGGUAUACAGUAGUUUGGGAUGCUACACAACAACACCGGUUCUCUCUGUAAAGUAAUCCGUGUGUUUUGUAACAUCAGAGACGGGCCAGAAGCAAGAUGUCUUCUAAUACCGUUAAACUGGAAAGAACCGUGAAGCCGGUGUGCAAGAAACUUGAAGAUGCACUGGCAAUGGAGUUCUUUUUCACGGAGUUGAAUGCGACCGCUACGUGCCUCAUUUGCAAGCAGAAAGUACUGUUUACGGGGUUAAAUAUGAAGCGGCAUUACAUCGCAAAACACGCGGGAAAGUAUGAUAGAUAUAAGGGAAGGAGCAGGAAGACCACGUCCGAUGAGCUUCAUGCAGAAUUCAACAGCUCCAUCGGGACGUCAGCAAGAGAACCUGAAUCUGUGCCUAAAGAGAUCGCUCCAGCCAUGCCGAGUCUAAAGCUGAUCUCUGCGACCGACACACAGUAUGCCGUGUCUGUGCUGAAGUCGAUGAACGAGCAGCGGAAUCACGGGUUAUUUUGUGACGUCACCAUUAUCAUACAGGACAGGAAAUUCAGAGCUCACAAAACCAUCCUGUCUGCUUCGAGUACGUAUUUCCACCAGCUCUUCAGUGUAGCCGGACAAGUGAUCGAGUUAAACUUCAUCAGAGCGGAAAUUUUUGAGGAGAUUCUCAAUUACAUUUACAGCUCCAAGAUUUUCCGCGUCCGCUCCGACAUGCUCGAGGAGCUCAUCAAUGCUGGACAGAUACUGGGAGUCAAGUUCAUUGCAAACUUGGGGACACCGUUGUCACAAGUUAAGGGUCUGCCUGGUUUGUCAAAGGAGACGGAGAGCAAAAGUGGCACACCCGCAGAGAUGAUGCCCAUCAUCGCAGAGUCUUUCUCCAUAUCUGCCGAGGAAUUCAAUCAGACGAGCAAGCCGGCGGGCAACGACUCGGACUCGGACGGUGAUGUUAUGUUUGUCUCACAAACGGAUGCUCAAACCAGAGCGGCCAAUCAGAAAGCCAAAUCUGGUGACCCCAUCGAUGUGGAUACAGCUGAUUCAGGAAAGGCAGCAUCAAAGCAAAAUGAAGAAUCAAAUCAUACAGUAGCAAAAGAGAAAGCCAGCGCCCCCUUGAAAACAAGUCCUGUAAAGCCUCCGAUCAUCAGUGGUCCGAUCAUCAGUGGUCCGAUCCCCAGCGGUCCCAACAGCAGCCCUCUGCACAGUCCAGACAGCAGCUCCAAUAACUCGGCGUCCCCGGCCAGAGUUUCCUCAGGAAGUGCCCCAACAACGCCAGCCAGGUCGAGCAAUGUCACCCCCGAGCCCUCGAGUGCCUCUCAGUCCUCGGAAAACAGCGAUAUAAUGGGAGUCCACAAGAAGCAGGUCUCUGCUUCCUCUCAGCAAGGGGAUUUCAAAUUAAAGCUCCUAGAUUUGACUGAAGGCCAAGCAAAUCAAACGAACAGUCCCAAAUCGGCCAUAGCAGCAAAAAAGACAGUGACACUCAAUACAACCACAGAGAUUGAUUCGAUUUCCUCAGGCUGUAAAGUGUAUGCAAAUAUUGGAGAAAACACAUACGACAUUGUCCCGGUGAAGGAAGAUCCAGGCGAAGGGGGAUCUAAAGUCAAUAGAGGGAAGAGGGCGUUUAUGGCGACGCCUUUGAAACCGUUCGAUAAAAUACCCACCUCACCGCUGGGCGGCCCAAACAAGAAAAAGGCCAAAAUGGAGCUCGAGGACCACUAUGAGCUCAUCAUGGACGGGAAGACGUUCUUCGUGUGCGUCGUCUGCAAGCGCCCCUACGUUUGUCUGACGAGUCUCCGUCGUCACUUCAACACCCACUCGUGGGAAAAGAAGUAUCCGUGUCGCCACUGCAACAAGGUCUUUGCACUGGCCGAGUACAGAACUAAACAUGAAAUCCACCACACGGGAGAGCGGAGGUACCAGUGCUUGGUGUGCAAUGAAAUGUUCAUGAACUACCAGUUGCUGUCCACCCACUGCAAGCAAGCCCACAACCAGGAUCCCAGCGGGAGGAAAGAGAAAGACGAGACGGACAACAACUUGUACCGACUCCUGCCGUGUAAAACGGUGCAGAUGAAGCCGUACUCGUGGAGCACGGACGGGCAGGGGGUCCCCGUCAUAUCGGAGGAUGGCAGCGUGCAUCACAUAACCGCCGUUGGCGAAGACGUCCACUCCUCCACUCAGAGCAGGAUGUUGAACUGGGACGACAUCUUUGUCGAGCCCGACGCUCACAUGCCGCCCAACGCUCGCGCCCGACCAGCGUCAACCGUUAACAGCAUUCCACAGGGAGCCACGGAGUUUGACUUUGUUAUACCAGAGACCUACUGAGCAGCACGAGCUGCUCCAUUACCUGUGCCUUUUUGGUGCCCCACCCGCCUAUUUCCUCCUUGGUUCCAUGUCAACAAUAUUCUUCUGUAAUUCUUAAGUGUCGGCUUCCUUUCAAUGACAUUUUUAAGGUGUAAUAUUGUACUAAACUUGGUGAAUAAUGUCUCUGAGUCUGCCGGAGCAAGCUGGAGAUUGAUUGAAUUUCUUCAACUUGAGUUGAACGGAGACGGAAGGAAUAGUUGCAGGAUGACAGCGCAAUAUGACCAGACCUUUAAUCAUGUUCCUCUGCUUGUGUAAUAACAUGAUCUUUUUGUAUCAUUGGAACAAAUGAUAGUCACGUUAGAAAAAACAUAUAGCAGUGGUUCCCACGCAGUAAGAGGGUGAAGGAACAAAUCCAUGCAAGAAGUCUCACUAGCUGUAAUAAACGGUUAAGUCAUGUAUAUUUAAUUUUUCACUGUAUGUGGGAAGUUAUAUCUAUACAAACUUUACUUUUAUCAUCUUACACAUUCAGGCCGAUACGCGACAUUAGACCUGUGUAUGCAACCGGUCCUACGCAUUUAGGAGCUUUGCCUAUUUAGGAAUGUGAAACAUCAGCAGAUGAUUUUUGUAACGAGGCAACCUUUUGUUCACAGGAUACAUUAUAAUGCGUUUUGUGGUUUCAACAGAUCUGUAUAAAAUUCAGGAUAUGAUCCAUAGUCGAAUGAAUCUAUCGUUACCGGAUCAUGAACUUAGUUUAACACAAGGCGUUGAUGAACUGAUCAUUGCUUGUUCCAAUGUGAGACUAUUUUAAGCCUCAUUCUGUUCAAGAGAAUGUUUAUUAUGAUUGGAAAUAUAUUUUUUCAUUGUGUGAUUGUUGGCGAUUCCACAUCUGGGUGUUGUGGAAGGGAAGAUAUACAAUGGUUAUUUAAUUUUUCAGUGGUUUGAAGUUUUGGCUUUCUUUUUUGUUGAUUAAACCUGUUUUUAUUUUCAUUCACUUGUACAUUUUUGUUUCCUGUGCUUAACAUGUUUCCUUUACUUUUAAUAUAUAUUUCAAUGCCAAAAUCCUUCAUAGAGUAGGCUAGAGACUAGCAUAAGUGUGAUGAUAGGAUUGACAUAAAUUGAGGAUUAUUUCAAAGCACUCGGUGUCGGAUCAGGCAGAAGAUUUGUCUGUAAUAUUCUUACUUUUUUACUCGUUUUUUCCAUUGUAUCAACAAUGUAGUGAUUGGUCAGUAUGAGUAAAAAAACAAACAAGUAGUGCUAACAUGGGAAUCUAUUCUGUGUCAUUCAAUAAAAUCAUGCAAGAUUUGUUUUUUAAUUAACAGAUUAACAUUGGUGUCUAAUGUACAGUAUAUUUGUAUUAACCCCACUUUCUUUUUAAGUGUUUCACAUGUAUUUAUUAGGUUUAUAGCGGUAUACAACAUGAAAUAGUUAUUAAAUACUCUGUUCUGUUGGCAUCUAACUAAAUGUUCUUUUUCUGUCAAUUGGCAACAAUUCCCUGAUGGUAAAUAAAUUAUUCUUUUACUAUUUUUA
Anarrhichthys ocellatus (wolf-eel) is the source of this 3832-nucleotide messenger RNA. It is a transcript of the gene zbtb33, whose product is annotated as zinc finger and BTB domain containing 33. NCBI's taxonomy places the organism in Eukaryota, Metazoa, Chordata, Actinopteri, Perciformes, Anarhichadidae. The record is from RefSeq and is a predicted model, not a curated record. Gene Ontology annotation, biological process: regulation of transcription by RNA polymerase II. Bases 122 to 2326 code for a protein of 734 amino acids. Gene Ontology annotation, molecular function: protein binding; RNA polymerase II cis-regulatory region sequence-specific DNA binding; DNA-binding transcription factor activity, RNA polymerase II-specific. The transcript has 2 exons.